Messenger RNA from Salarias fasciatus (jewelled blenny), 1604 nucleotides. It is a transcript of the gene apip, whose product is annotated as APAF1 interacting protein. Bases 127 to 864 code for a protein of 245 amino acids. Lineage: Eukaryota; Metazoa; Chordata; Actinopteri; Blenniiformes; Blenniidae. The record is from RefSeq and is a predicted model, not a curated record. The transcript has 8 exons. Gene Ontology annotation, cellular component: cytoplasm. Gene Ontology annotation, molecular function: methylthioribulose 1-phosphate dehydratase activity; metal ion binding.
AUCAUUAGGCGCCCACUAAAGUGUCGCGUCUCCAUGACGUCGCCGUAGCUGUAGCAUUAGCUUGACAGCAGCACAUACUCCAAACAAGAACAACAACAGCAAGGAUUGUGCAACAUAAAUAAGGAGAUGUCGGCUUUGUGUGGCACCACCAACGGCUGCCAAGACGCAGGUCAAGAGGCGGCACAGAAACAGGAGAAGGAGCAUCCCCGCCUGCUCAUCCCAGAGUUAUGUCGGCUUUUCUACCAACUGGGGUGGGUGACAGGGACAGGAGGAGGGAUCAGCCUCAGACAAGGAGACCAGAUUUACAUUGCGCCGUCAGGUGUCCAGAAAGAGAGAAUACAGCCAGAAGAUAUGUUUGUGUGUGACGUGGAGGAGAGGGACAUCAGCUGCCCGCCCGCAUGGAAGAAGUUAAAGAAGAGCCAGUGUACGCCGCUGUUUAUGAACGCUUAUACAAUGAGAGGGGCACAGGCAGUUAUACACACCCACUCCAAGGCUGCUGUCAUGGCAACACUGCUGUAUCCUGGCAAAGAGUUCAGGAUAACACACCAGGAGAUGAUCAAGGGGAUCCGUAAGGGCACCUCAGGCACCAACUAUCGGUAUGACGACACCCUCGUGGUUCCAAUCAUUGAAAACACGCCGGAGGAAAAGGACUUGAAAGACCGGAUGGCCCGAGCCAUGGAGCAGUACCCUGAAUCAUGCGCGGUGCUCGUCCGCAGACACGGCGUCUACGUCUGGGGCGAGUCGUGGGAAAAAGCCAAGACCAUGUGCGAAUGCUACGACUACCUGUUCGACAUGGCAGUCCAGAUGAAGCAGAGCGGAUUGGACCCUUCAGCCCUUCCCACGGAGGAAAAGGGAAUAGUUUGACAUUCAUUGGUGCUUUUUAAAGAGACAUUUGUUGCUGAGAGCUUAGUGGAGUUCAAUCAGGGGAGCAGAUUGUAAUCAUUUGCCUUUCACGCCAGCCUGCUUCAAAUUUGAUGAAAUGUGAUGGGAAGGGCAGAUUCAGGGCUGAGGCGGAAUGAAUGGCUGUGAUCCGGGAGUACCUGGAGGGACACUGUAAAGCUCUGUGGGACAACUUACGAGUGAGCGGCUGUCAAAUCAGAGUCCGCAGGUUCAAAUUAUUUACUAUUCAAGUCUGAGUGCGCUGGAAUGAGGUUCCCAGGAUGUCAUGCAUGUCUCAAUUCAGUCUGCCGUCCGUUGCCUCAGUCAAUUAAAAGAAAUGGUACAACAUCAUUUGUAAGUCCCUGAAUUUAUUGUUUAAGCUACCAGUUUAAGCAGUUGUGAUAAUUUUCAAUACAUAUUUUGAGUUAAAUGGUGCAUAAAUUAUGGUAUGAAUGAACACUGUCCAACUGGGAGAUGCAUUUUUUAGUUUGAAAUACCAUAAAGUAUUACAAUAUUUUGAAGGAUUUGAUUGAAACAAUGUUAAUUUUCACAUCUAUAAUUGAUAAAGUAAAAAAUAACAAAGCCUUCUUCAAUCUUUGAGAUUUUUUUCCAACUUCAUCUGGUGCCACAAAAUGUGUUGAUCUUCAUAAAUUAAGGGCUCUCAUUUCAAUAACUUCAACAUAUAGUUUUGCUACAUACAGAAAUUUUGCCUUUUUUAGGCACUU